CGAACGUGUUUCAUGUUUUUGUAUUUUAAAUUGUAAAACGGCUUUUUAAACAUUUGAAUUAUUGCCUAACACAAAACCGACUUUUAACAACGGUAACAAUGUGCAUUGUUUUAAAUCAGUGAUUAUUUAACUGGAAUAGCGUUAUUAAACUUGGAAUAAUGACUAGCACAGAAGUUAAAGCUGGUAAAGAAAAUGUAUCAACUCAUAGCACAAAGGCGCCUGAAAUUCACGACUUUUGCAUUAUAAAACCGAUAAGUCGAGGCGCUUUCGGUAAAGUCUUCCUUGGUUGCAAGAAAAGUAACAUGGAUGUGAUGUAUGCAAUAAAAGUUAUGAAAAAGACUGAAAUGAUCAACAAAAACAUGGUCACACAAGUGGUGAAUGAAAGAAACGCGCUGGCUCUCACCAAAAGCCCCUUCUGUGUCCAGUUGUACUACUCCUUGCAAACCUCAUCAUCUGUUUACCUAGUGAUGGAGUACAUGGUUGGAGGUGAUUUAAAAUCCCUGCUAAGUGUUUAUGGGUUCUUUGAUGAAUCUAUGGCCAGUUUCUACAUUGCAGAAGUUUCUUUAGCCCUGGAAUAUCUCCAUCAGCACAGCAUAAUACACAGAGAUAUUAAACCUGACAACAUGCUUUUAUCCAAAGAGGGGCAUGUUAAACUAACUGACUUUGGUCUGUCCAAAAUCCACAUACACAGAGACUUGGAGAUAUCAGAUUUUGAGAAUUGUACACCAAAUCUGUGUGCCAGGACACCUGGACAACUGCUCAGUUUGACUUCCCAUUUAAGUUUUGGGUCUGGUAAUUCAAAAUUUGUUAAGUCCAACAACAGCGAUUUCAUAUCUGAUUCCAACUCUGAUAGUAAACAAGAUUCAUGCAAUGUAUCAGUGUUGAGGGAUCACAACUCAACACUGGGAAAAAGUGAUUUGAACAAUCUCAGUUGCUCUAGAGGUUUUAAUGGGACGGGACUUUCAGGUAUAACAUUUAUGUCCGCUGAUAACACACCACUGAAGAGUAUUGAAUUAACUGAAUACAGUUCAUAUCACACAUGUGUUAGUAGUGGGAGUGGUGAAGACACUCAUAACAAUCCCAAUAAUUCUUGUGCAUCACCAGUGAGCAGAAAGAUUUCCAGCAGGUGUGGCUUAAUGCGGGGCGACAGGAAACGCAAAUGCAGAUCUCCAUCACCUGAAGGUUCCAGAAAGGCUUACAUUAAAACUGGCCUGACUGGCGAAAUUGAAAUUCUGAGGGUGGAUUCAGCCAGUCCACCGAAAGGCGUGACCUUCUCAACCCCAGUCUCAGCCCAAAAGCCCAUUAAAAUAAAAACUACUAGAUUUCAAAUACCUCAAAGUGAGGAGUCUGUUGAGCAGGAGGUGAUUAAGUCAACGCCCAGUGUGGUCAGCCCAAUUCAAAGUGACACCACACCAAAAACACCAAGAACCCCAUAUAGGACCCCAAAAUCAGUUAGGAGGGGUCAGUGGAGCUCAGACCAAAGGAUUUUGGGCACACCUGAUUAUCUUGCACCUGAAUUACUCUUGAGAAAGGGUCAUAAUCAUGCUGUGGAUUGGUGGGCUCUGGGAGUAUGUUAUUAUGAGUUUGUGACUGGCAUUACACCUUUUAAUGAUUCAACUCCCCAAGAUGUGUUUAAAAAUAUCUUAGAGCACAAUAUUGAAUGGCCCACUGAAGAAGAAGCUUUGUCAGAUAAAACGGUGAAGGCCAUUGAGUCACUGUUGGUUCUAGAUCCAGAGAAGAGGGCAACUGCCCAAGAUUUAAAAAAUAUGGAGGUGUUCAAGGAUACUGAUUGGGAGAACUUAUUAUCUAAGACCCCACCAUUUGUUCCUGAUCCAUAUGAUUUGACAGAUACUGGAUAUUUCCAAGCCAGGAAUGAAUUGCUCAAUUUCAACAUAUCCAAUUUUGAUUUGUGAAUAAAAUUUAUCAUCAUUGUUUAUUUGUUAUUGUAUAGUUAUCAUAAUUGUAUUAAUAUCUAUAGUCAAUUCAGCUGUGUUAUUUUAACUUAUUAACAAACAGUAAGAAUAAAAUAUUAAUAUGA
This is a messenger RNA of Aethina tumida (small hive beetle), 2038 nucleotides long. RefSeq names its product serine/threonine-protein kinase greatwall (gene gwl). The coding region runs from base 159 to 1913 and encodes 584 amino acids. Gene Ontology annotation, biological process: intracellular signal transduction; peptidyl-serine phosphorylation. Gene Ontology annotation, cellular component: nucleus. NCBI's taxonomy places the organism in Eukaryota, Metazoa, Arthropoda, Insecta, Coleoptera, Nitidulidae. The record is from RefSeq and is a predicted model, not a curated record. The transcript has a single exon. Gene Ontology annotation, molecular function: ATP binding; protein serine/threonine kinase activity.